Molecule: messenger RNA, 1416 nt
Organism: Fibroporia radiculosa
Lineage: Eukaryota; Fungi; Basidiomycota; Agaricomycetes; Polyporales; Fibroporiaceae
Exons: 14
Coding region: 1-1416 (471 amino acids)
Biological process (GO): adenylate cyclase-activating G protein-coupled receptor signaling pathway
Cellular component (GO): heterotrimeric G-protein complex
Molecular function (GO): G protein-coupled receptor binding; GTPase activity; G-protein beta/gamma-subunit complex binding
Source: RefSeq, a predicted model, not a curated record
AUGGCCUCCUCGUCCCUCUUUACCUCUGCCACAGACGCAGACGACCCACUCUCUAAAGCCCUUCAGCCGCCCCCGGACGAGUCCCCUGACGACCGCGCUCUCCGUCUUCAGCAGCAGCGCGAAGCUCAGGCCAUCUCCCACCGCAUCGACGAGGAUAUCCAGGAGUCCAAGAAAGCGUUCGACCGCCGCAAGAAGGCCAUCAAGAUUCUCUUGUUGGGACAGGCAGAGUCGGGAAAGAGCACGACUCUGAAGAAUUUCCAGCUGGCAUUUUCACCUGCUCAUUUCCGAAAUGAACGCGCGGCGUGGAAGACAAUCGUGCAGCUCAACCUCAUACGCUCCAUCAAACGCCUUCUUGAGAUCCUCCAAGACGAAUGGGACCAGUCCGUGCGUCCCUCGCGCCCUGACAAGGGCAAAGGCGUCGCUGGGCGCAGCCCCCCAGGACCGACAGUCCGUUUUUCGACAUCUCCGCUCACCGAUACACACCGCCGGAUACGCAUGCGGCUCUCCCCGCUCAUUUCUAUAGAAGAAGAGCUCACAAAGCGCCUCCUUCCAGAAGCUAACGAGAAGGUCCGCGACGUCUGCGUGCGCGCGGGCAGCGGGUGGAAAGGCGUCCUUACUUCUGUCUCAAGCAAUCAUAUCGAGCGUCGUCCGGGCACAGCGGAAGGGCGAAGUAAGGACGACCCUACCGCAGUGCUCGCUGCAUGCAGAGACGACAUCGUUACCCUUUGGGAGGACCCGGUGGUUCGCGAAGUGCUUAAGAAGCACAACCUUCCAUUCAAAGUGCAUAGCUUUUUGAACGACGCUGCACGUAUAGCGACACUUAUUUAUGAGCCAACAGACGACGAUAUCGUCCGUGCUCGGCUUCGAACUUUGGGUGUGGAAGAGCAUAGAUUUACUAUGGAGAACGGUGCCCUUCCUGGGUCCGAGUGGUAUAUCUACGACGUCGGCGGGAGUCGCAGUAAUCGCCCUAUGUGGAUUCCAUACUUUGAUGAUAUCCAGGCUAUAAUUUUCCUCGCGCCUCUAGCCUUCAACUUAAUGCUUGAAGAAGAUUCUAAAGUUAACCGCCUUGAGGACUCAAUCAUGCUGUGGAAAGAGAUCUGUGGGAAUCCGCUGCUAGGGAAAACGACGCUUAUUCUGUUCUUGAAUAAGAUGGAUAUUCUCCAGGCGACACUGGCCUCGGGGAUACGCGUGAGCAAAUAUGUGCCAAGCUACGGAGAGCAGCCCAAUGACGUACAACAUGUUACAAAGUAUUUUAGAGAUAAAUUCCGUGGAUAUCAUAAACGACUGUCGCCGCAGGCACGAUCUUUUUAUUGGCACGAGACGUCGGUAAUUGACACUCGGUCCACCGCUGCUAUUCUCGUGGGCGUUCGAGAAGGCAUCUUGCGCGCCCACUUACAGAGCGUCAAUGUUAUUUGA